UCCGUCACGAAAUUACACAAAUGGCGCAAAAGAACGUUGGACUUUUCAUGGCUCAAAGCUGACUGAUUAGCGCUGGUCUGCUUGACUCUAAUUCUGUGUGCGCGGUCUUUUUUGACUCUAUAAUUAAACAAUCGAAGUGACAUCGCACCUCCUUGAUUACGGAGUCCCUUUUGAGAUCUGCAAAAAAAACAAAACCGUGCAACCCCCUCCCCCCCGGGCCCGGAGUGCAGAGGUGGGCUGACAAGUUGAGCUACAAAGUUUCGACAGACCCUGCAGCCUGAUAGAUUUGUAAGCUGGGAGCCAAAAGAAGUGAGCAAUGGAGGAGCUGGCGAGAGAAAGCAUCAGCCUACUAGCCAAGCCGGCACUGGACUGGGACGGACCAGGUCUGUCCUCCUCCGGAGCAGUCUUCAUUAUGCUCAAGUCGGCCUUGGGGGCCGGAUUGCUGAACUUCCCUUGGGCCUUCAACCGAGCCGGCGGAGUUCAUACCGCCCUUGGUGUCGAGCUGGUUUCCUUGGUGUUCCUGGUCAGUGGCCUUGUCAUCCUGGGCUAUGCCUCCUCUGUCAGCGGUCAGUCAACCUACCAGGAUGUGGUACGAGAAAUCUGUGGGUCCGCCAUUGGCAAGCUCUGCGAGGUCUGCUUCGUCUUCAAUCUCUUCAUGAUCUCUGUGGCUUUUUUAGUGGUGGUGGAAGACCAGCUUGCAAAGUUAUGUGAUUCGCUGUUCCUGAACAUGACGGCUCCUGCUGAGAUGGCUGUGCCACACCACUGGUACAAUGACGAGCGCUUCUCACUGUCUAUUAUUUGCACCCUGGUUAUCCUUCCAUUGUCCAUCCCAAAGGAGAUUAGCUUCCAGAAGUACACCAGUAUCCUUGGCACCCUGGCAGCAACAUACUUGACAGUGGUGGUGGUUAUUAAAUACUAUCUAGUGAAGGAACAUGUUGUGAUCAAUGAUCCACUUUCUAAGAACAGCUUAUCCUCGUGGGCCUCAAUGUUCAGUGUGAUUCCCACUAUCUGCUUUGGAUUUCAGUGUCAUGAAGCUUGCAUUGCUAUUUACAGCAGCAUGCAGAAUAAGAGGCUCUCCCACUGGGUCCUCAUCUCCACCAUCUCCAUGCUCUUCUGCCUGCUCAUCUACUCCCUCACAGGCAUUUUUGGCUUUUUAACCUUUGGGUCCAGUGUUGCUGCUGACAUACUGAUGUCCUACCCCGGGAACGACGUUGUCAUCAUCAUUGCCAGGCUGCUGUUUGCCGUGUCCAUUGUUACCAUCUACCCCAUCAUUCUGCUUCUUGGCAGGUCGGUCAUUCAGGAUUUGCUUCUGAAGAACCGGCGGAAGUACACGGUGGUCACCGAAGACUAUGAGAAAUGGUCCAGAAUCUUCCUGACAGUAGCAUGGAUUGCCAUCACAUUGCUUAUUGCGAUGUUUGUGCCGGACAUCAGCAAGAUCAUUAGCGUCAUUGGAGGGAUCAGCGCAUUCUUCAUCUUCAUCUUUCCAGGGCUGAGUUUAAUAUUUAUAAUGCAAACUGAAGUUGUGUCUCCAAGAGUGAGACUCGCACUGACUGCCUGGGGUGUCACCACACUAGUCUGUGGAGCCUUCAUCUUUGGACAGAGUACCACCAUAGCAAUCCUGGAACUUUUUAAUGAAUAUUAACUCUUAUUUUAAAAUGUUUUAUCAAGUAUUUUAUUUAAUCUCAUUUACUAUGAAGAAUAAAAUGGUGUUUUAAUUAA
Messenger RNA from Erpetoichthys calabaricus (reedfish), 1719 nucleotides. RefSeq names its product solute carrier family 38 member 8a (gene slc38a8a). The transcript has 10 exons. The coding region runs from base 317 to 1642 and encodes 441 amino acids. Lineage: Eukaryota; Metazoa; Chordata; Cladistia; Polypteriformes; Polypteridae. The record is from RefSeq and is a predicted model, not a curated record. Gene Ontology annotation, biological process: amino acid transmembrane transport. Gene Ontology annotation, molecular function: amino acid transmembrane transporter activity.